AUGAACCCAGAAGAGAAAGUUGCUAAUAUAUCUAAUGAGACAUUUGUUCGUCCUUCAAGAUUCUAUCUUGGUGGGUUUACUGACAUCCCUCAUGUGCAGUAUUUAUGUGUUUUCCUGUGUUUUGUCUAUAUCAUGACUGUUCUUGGGAAUGGCCUCCUCCUCUCAGUGAUUUACCUGGACAAGACUUUUCAUACUCCGAAAUAUAUGAUUGUGUUCAACCUGGCAUUGACAGAUUUGUGUGGGAGCACUGCUUUCACCCCAAAAGUUGUGGACACAUUUUUGUUUAACAACAGAUACAUUGCUUAUGAGGUUUGUUUAAGUCAUAUGUUCUUUGUAUUUUUCUUUAUAAGUAUGGAGUCAUGGACACUUGUGAUUAUGGCAUACGACAGAUUUAUAGCAAUUUGCUUUCCUUUAAGGUACCAUAGUAUUGUGACUAAACCAGCUAUUGCUGCAAUGCUGCUAUUUACAUGGUUAUUUUUAUUGAGUCUAAUAGCCUGCAUGGUUGGGCUAAUUGAUCGCCUCUCCUUCUGUGGAUCUUUGGUGAUUGAAAAUGUUUUCUGUGAAUAUGGACCAACAUGUGGUCUGGCCUGUAAUGACACAUCGUUAAAUAAUAUAAUGGCAUAUGUUGUCUUUAUUGUAAUCUUCUUUAUUCCUCCUAUAUUGAUAGCACUGACAUAUUUUUGCAUUGCCAUAGCACUGAGCAGGAUUGCAUUAGGACAGGAACGACUCAAAGCUUUAAAAACUUGUACUUCUCAUCUGAUUCUUGUGGCUGUUUUCUUCUUACCAGUCUUGGGCAUCAACAUAACUGCUCUGACCUCCCAGGUUCAUCCUAGUGCCAAGAUCAUUGACACAAUUUCUACACCCACCAUAUCUCCUUUGCUCAAUCCUAUUAUUUACUCUUUAAAGACAGAAGAAGUGCUCAACUUUAUCAGGAAACUUUUCAAAAACAAUAGACUUAGUAGCAAAACCUUUUUCAAAAAGAUCAUUGACUCAGUUUCUACACCUACCAUAUCUCCUUUGCUCAAUCCUAUUAUUUACUCUUUAAAGACAGAAGAAGUGCUGAACUUUAUCAGGAAACUUUUCAAAAACGUUAGACUUAGCAGCAAAACCUUUUCCAAAAAGUGA
Messenger RNA from Monopterus albus (swamp eel), 1125 nucleotides. Its product is annotated as olfactory receptor-like protein OLF4. Gene Ontology annotation, molecular function: G protein-coupled receptor activity; odorant binding; olfactory receptor activity. The transcript is spliced from 2 exons. Gene Ontology annotation, cellular component: membrane. Lineage: Eukaryota; Metazoa; Chordata; Actinopteri; Synbranchiformes; Synbranchidae. The record is from RefSeq and is a predicted model, not a curated record. Gene Ontology annotation, biological process: detection of chemical stimulus involved in sensory perception of smell; G protein-coupled receptor signaling pathway. The coding region runs from base 1 to 1125 and encodes 374 amino acids.